This is a messenger RNA of Trichoderma citrinoviride, 2031 nucleotides long. Its product is annotated as methylenetetrahydrofolate reductase. Gene Ontology annotation, cellular component: cytosol. The record is from RefSeq and is a predicted model, not a curated record. Bases 1 to 2031 code for a protein of 676 amino acids. Gene Ontology annotation, biological process: tetrahydrofolate interconversion. The transcript has a single exon. NCBI's taxonomy places the organism in Eukaryota, Fungi, Ascomycota, Sordariomycetes, Hypocreales, Hypocreaceae. Gene Ontology annotation, molecular function: FAD binding; methylenetetrahydrofolate reductase [NAD(P)H] activity.
AUGGACAGAAUCACGGACAAGCUAGCGGCUCUGCCAGAGAACGCAGAGUACUUCUCUCUGGAGUUCUUCCCUCCCAAGACGCAAAUGGGAUUCUCCAACCUGCGUGUCCGUCUGCAGCGAAUGGAGAGAGCUCUGCGGCCGCUCUUUGUCAACGUCACCUGGGGAGCCGGCGGCUCAACAGCGCAAAAGUCGCUUGAGCUUGCCGAGCUGUGCCAGCGGGAGCUGGGACUCACCACUUGCCUCCACCUGACAUGCACCAACAUGAGCCAGGCCCUGAUUGACCAGGCGCUGGACGACGCGAGAGCGCUGGGCAUCCGCAACAUCCUGGCCUUGAGAGGCGACCCGCCCCGCGCCGAGUACCGAGACGCCGACGAGCCGACUGGAGCUGCCUCUGAGGAGUUUACAUGGGCCAUCGACCUUGUCAAGUAUAUCCGCAAGAAGUAUGGCAGCUACUUUUGCAUCGGAGUCGCCGCCUACCCGGAGGGGCACGGCGACGGGAGCCACCCCGAAGGCCAGAGCUUUGAACACGACCUGCCGUACCUUGUCGACAAAGUCCAGGCUGGGGCAGACUUUAUAAUGACCCAGCUCUUCUUUGAAAUUGAGGCCUACGAAAAGUUUGAAACGAGGCUGAGAACCCACCCCAGUGGCGCCUUUAAGACGAUACCGAUCCUGCCCGGCCUGAUGCCGAUCCAGAGCUAUGCGAUGAUCAAGAGGACGACAAAGCUGAGCCAUGCAAAGAUGCCGGACGAAAUCAUGGCCCGCCUCAACGCCGUCAAGGGAGAUGAUGAAAAGGUCAAAAUGGUCGGAGUGGAUAUUCUCAGCGAGUUGGUGGAGCAGAUCAGGGAGAUCAAAAGCAGGACCCCCGGCCCCAAGGGCUUCCAUUUCUACACGCUCAACCUGGAGAAAUCUGUUUCCUUCAUCCUUGAGAGGACCAAGCUGAUUCCUGACACUACCGAGGAGGAGGAGGAAGCUGUCGUCGAUGAAUCUGCGGUGGCGGCGGCAGCGCAGCGUGUGAUACCCAAGAUCAGCGUCAAUGGCAACGUCCCUCCUCGCGCGCCCAGUCACACGCGCACGGCCAGGAGACAGUCUUCUGUCGGGUCCGAUCCGCACAACCGAGUCAUUGUCGGCAGAGCUGCCACGCACCCCGAAUGGGAAGCGUCAAGCACAGAGGCCGGCAUUCCUGCCGGAAGCGUCAACACUCGUGCAAACACGUUGGCCAUUUCGGAGGGUGAAGGGGCUCUUGGCCGUGAAGCAACGUGGGACGACUUCCCCAACGGCCGCUUUGGUGACGCCCGCUCGCCUGCGUACGGAGAGAUUGACGGAUAUGGCGUCAGCCUUCACAUGUCUGUCACACAGGCGGUCAGACUUUGGGGAUAUCCCAAGGUGGCCAGCGACAUCAAUGACAUCUUCGUGCGACACAUCAGAGGCGAGAUAUCCGCCAUUCCUUGGAGCGAAGAAGACCUGCUUCCCGAGUCCUCCAUCAUCAAGACCCAGCUCGAGGCUCUGAACAGAAAGGGCUGGUGGACUGUUGCUUCUCAGCCCGCUGUCAACGGCUUGCCCUCGUCAGAUCCCACGUUCGGCUGGGGACCCGCUUCCGGAUUCGUGUUCCAGAAGUCCUUUGUAGAGUUCUUCCUGCCAUCCGCGGACUGGAAGAAACUCUACGACAAGCUCACCUCUGCCGAGGUCGAGGAGGUGGUGUGCUUCUACGCCAGCAACGCCAAGGGCGACUUCGUCUCCUCCGAUUCCACCGGCGGCUCGGGGCGAGUUGGCGCCAGCGCGAGCACCAACGCCGUGACGUGGGGAGUCUUCCCCGGCAAGGAGAUUGUCACGCCGACCAUUAUCGAGGAGGUCAGUUUCCGCGCCUGGAGCGAGGAGGCGUUUGGCAUCUGGGCUGAGUGGGCCAAGGUGUACGGCCGGGGAUCGGACAGCCAGAAGCUGCUGGAUGGAAUCCGCGAGGACUACUGGCUCGUCAACAUCAUUCACCAUGACUAUGUGGACACGGAUGCUCUGUGGAGGUUGUUGAUUGACUGA